Messenger RNA from Chanos chanos (milkfish), 591 nucleotides. RefSeq names its product GINS complex subunit 1 (Psf1 homolog) (gene gins1). Lineage: Eukaryota; Metazoa; Chordata; Actinopteri; Gonorynchiformes; Chanidae. The record is from RefSeq and is a predicted model, not a curated record. Gene Ontology annotation, biological process: DNA strand elongation involved in mitotic DNA replication; DNA replication. The transcript has 7 exons. The coding region runs from base 1 to 591 and encodes 196 amino acids. Gene Ontology annotation, cellular component: GINS complex.
AUGUUUUGCGAAAAGGCUAUUGAACUUAUCAGAGAACUUCAUCGUAUGGGAGAUGGGCAACUGCCUGCAUUCAAUGAAGAUUGCAUCCGACAGGUUCUUGAGGAGAUGAAGGCCCUGUAUGAGCAGAAUCAAAGUGAUGUGAACGAGGCCAAAUCUGAGGGUAGGAGUGAGCUUAUACCAACCAUCAAGUUCCGACACUGCUGUCUUUUAAGGAAUCAGCGUUGUAUUGCAGCAUAUCUCUAUGACCGUCUCCUUCGGAUCCGGGCUCUCAGGUGGGAGUAUGGGAGUGUGUUGCCCGCAACAAUACGCUUCCAUAUGUGUGCAGAGGAGCUGGAGUGGUUUAACCAGUACAAAAAGUCUCUGGCCACCUACAUGAGAUCACUGGGGGGAGAAGAAGGACUGGACAUCACACAAGACAUGAAACCACCCAAGAGUUUGUAUAUUGAAGUGCGUUGUUUAAAAGACCAUGGCGAGUUUGAAAUAGAUGAUGGCACUGUUAUUCUUCUGAAGAAAAACAGUCAGCACUUUCUGCCACGAUGGAAGUGUGAGCAGCUGAUUCGACUGGGUGUUUUAGAGCAUGUCAUGUCCUAA